CACAGUCCAAAGGCUGAAAGAAAAUUCCAUUUCUGUCAGCGCCAGAGCCCCAUCCAAGGGAGACAAUACGAGGGAAAUCACAGUGAACUUUGAAGCUCUAUCAUGGCGACAGUUGCAGAUUCAGAAGAGAAAUCAGAGUUGUCGCCUGGUGAUCACCGACAUAAAUCAUGGAUCGAAUACGGCGUUCAAGAAGCUCAGCUCAUGCAGAAAAACCUCGAAAAGACUGUCAAUUCUGCCAUUGAAACCGCUAGUACUCGUCUUUCUGAAAUUCGCUCCACAUCUUAUGCUCAUACUCUUAUGACUAUAGAUAUGUUGCAAGAUAUGAUGUCCGAUUACCAUGCUUACGAGGAUAUUUUCUUUGGGAAGAUCAAAGAGGGUCUUACUGUUGCAGCUUCAAAUCCAAUGGUUACCUGUGGGGUAGCAGCUGGUUUGGGAAUUUUGACAUUGAAAAGGCCAAGACGUUUCUUGUAUUAUGGUAUUCAACGCCUUUUGUUGAGUGAAGAGGCCUUGGUUUCCAGAGCUGAUGCCAAAGUCAAGGAGCUAAGGCAAUCUAUUGAACUUUUGAAGGCUGAAAGUGAGAAGUUGGAGAAGAAAGCUUUACAAGCAGAGGAGGAGAUGAAACGGGGAAGAACAAAACUUAGACAGGCAGGGAAUCAGAUCCAAGGCGUAAUUCGUUCAGCUUAUAAGAUUGAAAGACAAGCAAGAGGCAUGAAAGAUGUUGUUGGAGAACUUUCUAGCGGACAGGCUUCUCUAUUCAGAUCACAGGUUUCUAAGCUUGCUUCUGAGGCAAAGCGAGAAAGAAACGUCUUGACAAAAGAAGUUUCCAAAAUCAGUAACUAUGGAAUUUCGGUAUAAGAUGUAAAAGGAGAUGGAGAUCUCAUCUCAGCACACAAAAAGCAAGAGUUUGUAAUGUUUUGCCUGGGAUUUGCAGAGUAAAGACAGUUUGUAAUCGUAGCGCCUUUUGUAAAUCUGAUAUCUCCUUAAAAAAAUUGGGUCGUACUCCCAGUUUUGCAGAUUUGAUCUGCAGAGGCACUGAUUAAUGCUCAGGUUGGUUGACUUGAUUGUAUUCUUAACCUAUAUAUGCAGUUUUGGACUUCCCAUCAACCAUUGCUAGCUCUAAUUUAAAGGGAACAUUUUUAUCACAACAUUGAUGUUAACAGAUAAGCAGUUUUCAGGGGGCAAGGAGUUGUUUAUUGACAAUUGUAGAAAGUUUUUUGUUGCUCUAUAAAUGUGAAAUGAGUUUCAACUGUAUGA
This is a messenger RNA of Macadamia integrifolia, 1254 nucleotides long. Its product is annotated as RGS1-HXK1-interacting protein 1-like. The transcript has 10 exons. Bases 103 to 855 code for a protein of 250 amino acids. NCBI's taxonomy places the organism in Eukaryota, Viridiplantae, Streptophyta, Magnoliopsida, Proteales, Proteaceae. The record is from RefSeq and is a predicted model, not a curated record.